This is a messenger RNA of Raphanus sativus (radish), 1386 nucleotides long. Its product is annotated as pantoate--beta-alanine ligase. The record is from RefSeq and is a predicted model, not a curated record. Gene Ontology annotation, biological process: pantothenate biosynthetic process. Lineage: Eukaryota; Viridiplantae; Streptophyta; Magnoliopsida; Brassicales; Brassicaceae. The transcript is spliced from 4 exons. Gene Ontology annotation, molecular function: pantoate-beta-alanine ligase activity. The coding region runs from base 142 to 1107 and encodes 321 amino acids.
GGAAAAUAAAUGAGAAGAUAAACUCCAUUUUUAUCAGCUCGGGAACAGCGAGGAAAACACCAAAAGACAUAUCUGAGUUCUGUCGGAAUCUCCCCAAAUCCGCCAGUUCAGUAUUAGACAAUCGAGAUCCUCUCCAAAACAAUGGAAACCAGAGAACCAGAGGUCAUCAGAGACAAAGAAGCGAUGAGAAGAUGGUCAAGAAGCAUGAGAUCCCAAGGGAAGACAAUCGGCUUGGUCCCCACGAUGGGUUUCCUCCACGACGGCCACUUGUCCCUCGUCCGUCAAUCCCUCACACUCUCCGACGUCACCGUCGUCUCAAUCUACGUCAACCCAGGCCAGUUCUCUCCCACGGAAGACCUCUCCACUUACCCUUCUGAUUUCUCCGGCGAUCUCUCCAAGCUCGCCGCCGUUUCCUCCUCAAAUUCCGAUGUAAUCGUCGUGUUCAACCCGAGAAACCUCUACGACUACAACGACGGAGAGAGGAGGAAGAAGAAGACAAACGGCGGGGGAGGUGGAGGUGGAGGGAAGGUUGUGGUGAGCUGCGUGGAGGAAGGUGGGUUAGGGCACGAGACGUGGGUUAGAGUGGAGAGACUGGAGAAAGGUUUGUGCGGGAAGAGCAGGCCUGUCUUCUUCAGAGGCGUCGCCACUAUUGUUACUAAGCUUUUCAAUAUCGUUGAGCCUGACGUUGCUAUGUUUGGCAAAAAAGAUUAUCAGCAGUGGCGUCUUAUCAAGAGAAUGGUUCGAGAUCUUGAUUUUGGGAUUGAGAUAGUGGGAUCGGAUAUAGCUAGAGAAAAAGAUGGGCUUGCUAUGAGUUCUAGGAAUGUUCAUCUCUCAGGUGAAGAAAGGCAAAGGGCGUUGUCUAUAAGUAAGUCACUGGCCAUGGCUAAAGCUUCUGCGGCACAAGGGAAAACCGGUUGUAAAGAGCUUAAGGAUAUGAUCAUUUCGGAGAUUGUUGGAGCUGCAGGAAGAAUCGAUUAUGUCGAGAUUGUUGAUCAAGAAACUCUUGAAGGAGUGGAAGAGAUAAAGAGUGGAAUAGUGAUUUGUGUUGCUGCCUGGUUUGGAACGGUUAGGCUCAUAGACAACAUUGAGAUUAAUGUCGCUGUCUAGCUUCUCCCACUUUCCCAUCAAGUUUCAAGAGAAUCUUCGAAGUUUUGAUUGGUAAUUAUGCAUCUGAAGCCUUUGGAAAGAGAGAAGAACGUUGAAAAUCAACGUGUUUAUUAUUUUAGCUUUUACAAUAUUUGUCUGAAAGAGAAAGAUUGAAAACACAGAAUCACAUUUGCACACUCUUUGAUGUCUCCAUUAUAUCGUCUCGUUAAACUCAAAAACCUGAGUGUGUUUGAUUUUUGAUGCAAGCAAGAAGAAUAAAUAUUACUCCCUUAUAUAACA